CACUGAGUUCCAGGCUAGCCAGAGUUAUGUAGCAAGACCCUAUCUCAAAAAGCCAACCUCCCUACGAGAACAUGCCUCUCGCAAAAGAUCUCCUUCAUCCCUCUCCAGAAGAGAAGAGGAAACACAAGAAAAAGCACCUGGUGCAGAGUCCCAAUUCCUACUUUAAGGAUGUGAAAUGCCCAGGAUGCUAUAAAAUCACCACGGUCUUUAGCCAUGCACCAACAUGUGUUGGCUGCGCCACUGUCCUCUGUCAGCCUACAGGUGGAACAGCAAGGCUGAUGGACGGAUGCUCCUUCAGGAGGAAGCAACACUGAAAGCCCCUGAUUGAAGAUGAGUGGGAACCUUCCCAAUAAACCCAUUUUGGAUAUAUA
Messenger RNA from Mus caroli (Ryukyu mouse), 371 nucleotides. The record is from RefSeq and is a predicted model, not a curated record. NCBI's taxonomy places the organism in Eukaryota, Metazoa, Chordata, Mammalia, Rodentia, Muridae.